Centruroides sculpturatus (bark scorpion) is the source of this 772-nucleotide messenger RNA. RefSeq names its product protein/nucleic acid deglycase DJ-1-like. Gene Ontology annotation, biological process: guanine deglycation, glyoxal removal; protein deglycation, glyoxal removal. Gene Ontology annotation, cellular component: nucleus; cytosol. Gene Ontology annotation, molecular function: protein deglycase activity. The record is from RefSeq and is a predicted model, not a curated record. Bases 16 to 666 code for a protein of 216 amino acids. The transcript has 5 exons. Lineage: Eukaryota; Metazoa; Arthropoda; Arachnida; Scorpiones; Buthidae.
UAAUAUGGUUGACAGAUGGCGCUUCGGAAGGUUAACAGUCACAUUCUCCUGAAGUGGAUCGAGAGAGGUUGCAGGUCGAGUUACGCUUCAUUUCGUAAAAUGUCGAAAAGUGCGUUGUUGAUCUUGGCAGACGGAGCCGAGGAGAUGGAAGCUGUUAUUUCUGUUGAUGUUAUGCGGAGGGGUGGUAUAAAAGUAACUGUUGCUGGUUUGGAUGGUUCUCAAGCAGUGAAAUGUAGCCGAGAUGUAGUGGUUAUGCCCGACAAGAGUUUAAAUGAUGCGUUAAGAGAUUCGCCUUACGAUGUCAUUGUUUUACCGGGUGGAUUAAAAGGUUCCGAGAAAUUGGCAGAGAGUAAUCAAGUAGGAUCUUUAUUGAAAGAGCAGCAAGAUGCUGGCAGAUACAUUGCUGCAAUUUGUGCAGCACCCAUAGCUUUGAAGAGCCAUGGAAUUACUGUUGGAAAGUUGUUAACUUCACAUCCUAGUAAAAAAGAAGAGAUGAAAGAAGGAGAUAAAUAUAAAUACAGUGAAGACAGGGUUGUGGUAGAUGGACAGCUGAUCACUAGCAGAGGACCAGGAACUGCAUUUGAGUUUGCAUUGACGAUUGUAGAAAAAUUAAUGGGAAAGGAAAAGGCUAAUUCAUUGAUUACUCCAAUGCUGGUUAGAGUGUAAAAUAUAAGAAUUCAAUAUUUAGUUUGAAUAUUUGAUUAUCCAAAAAACUAAUAAUAAUAAAAGAAAACAUGCAAAAAUAUAUGAAUAAAUUUAAAAUGUACAUUAA